Cylicocyclus nassatus is the source of this 918-nucleotide messenger RNA. Lineage: Eukaryota; Metazoa; Nematoda; Chromadorea; Rhabditida; Strongylidae. The record is from the annotation of a GenBank genome assembly.
AUGUCUAAAAACUUCGUAAUACGGCAGGGCAUCCAACCGUUUAUUGAGGUUAAAUCAAAAUUCGAUUCGGAAUGGCGAAGGUUUUCUUUGACUCCCAGCAACCCCGAAGUACACUCGUAUGAUAGUUUUCGUGGGCUUGUGGAAAAGUUGCAUCAUCUGGAGAAUGUGCCAUUUACUCUUUGCUACAAUGCAGCAUGUGGUGAUCUUCUGCCAAUUACGAACGAUGAGGCAAGUUUACAGUUUUUAGGUUCUUCUCGUCCGGUGUUACGUUUAUUGAUCCAGCGUAAAGGUGAAUCAUGGGAAGAGAAAUACGGGUACGGUACCGAUAGUGAUAGAAAAAGGAAAGGUCUGUCAGCGCUCAUACCAGUGCAAAAAAUACCGAAAAGAAAUUAUUCAAUCUCGAAUCCUGAGGAUUUCCGUCAAGUCUCGGCAAUAAUUGACGUCGAUAUCGUUCCGGAAGCUCAUCGUCGCGUGAGGCUGUGUAAGCACGGAUCGGACCGCCCCCUCGGAUUCUACAUCAGGGAUGGCACAUCUGUGAGGGUAACAGAACGUGGUGUUGCUAAGGUGCAAGGCAUCUUCAUAUCACGUUUAGUUGAUGGAGGUCUAGCAGAGUCCACCGGACUCCUGGGAGUCAAUGAUGAAGUAUUGGAGGUGAACGGAAUCUAUGUGCAGGGUAAAACACUGGACCAAGUCACAGAUAUGAUGGUUGCCAACGCACAUAAUCUUAUCAUCACUGUGAAACCCGCAAAUCAGCGUAAUACGCUGCAGCGAAACACAUCGGGAAGGACCCCCAUACCAGCUUUAGAUGCUGACUCUGAAUCAGAUGGCGAAGUAACACUUGCAUUUAGGCACAACAGGUUCCCUUAUGAGUUGACCGCUGAUGGGGUUUCAAUUAAUCUCGUAUAUUUCGAUCACUAG